AUGGACGACGACGGCGAUGCGGCGUACAGUCCCUUCUCCAGCAGUCACGUGUGGAGCCACACGGCGUCCGCUGAACAUGUGGGCCCCUACGAAUCGUCGCUCUUUGCUCCCCUCGAGCUAGACAUCACCUCGAUCAAGUUCGACCACCCGUAUGCACCGAAACAUGACCUCGACCGCGAGCUCCGACUGCCCGACUUGGACACAUUCGAUUUCGGCCCACUUCCAGAGCUCGAUGGCCUCGACGCGUCCAGCGUCUCCAUCGAGACCCCAGUCCUCGAACCAGACGAGGAUGUUUGGGAGGUCGCUCUCGAACUAGGACCUGCGAACAAGCAUGUCUUGUUCUACACAUGGGAGAGCUUGGAGAACGGCCAGCAAAUCGAAAGUUACACGCCCUACAUCACCGAGCGCGGUCCAGAGGUGUAUGAUGCUGCACUUGCACACGACGAUGGCAAAACACCCGCUGGAAGCGUGGUCAAGGGACAUGUUCUUCUCCAAUCGCUGUGGAAUCUUGGCCUCGGCCGUUCGUCCAUCCUUUUCCACUUCAACCCCAAGCUAAAGAGCUUUGAGUCCACGAUUGCCCAUGGGCGCGCUUCAGGUACCAGUCUGCCUGCAGCACAGAGCUUCCUCGGCCGUUUUGUGCACAUUGGAAACACCUUCCUGUACCUCAGGGCUUUCGUCGAACGCACAUUCGCUUCGACCAACUCAAUCCCAGCACAAGUCGCCCUAGCCACAUCGAUUUCGAGCAUUCUUGGGACACUAGAGAGCCAUCUGGGCAACCACUCGGGAAGCGUGGCAUCACUGCUUCAGCUACAGCGACUGUUCACAAGACCUCGCGAGAUCCUUACCCACGUGGCUCGUAUGACAGACUCUGUCAAACACGCCAAGACGAACGAGCAGCUCGCAUCCAUCCUCCACCACCGGAUACUCGAGGUGGAGGAGAGCAACGGAUAUCUCAGACACAUCUCAGGCAAAAUCUUGAGCCACGUUGCUGCGCCUAGCCUGCGAUUGGUUGGCGAGUGGAUUGGCAUUAGACAAGAGCAGGGGCCUUUACCCAUUCAUGAGAGAGGCAGCUUUGUGGCUGUCGAGGAGGACGCACCGGAACAUGGCCCCCUGGAGUACACCUACCGGUCCGAGAUGAUGCCAAGAUUCAUCACUCCAGAGGAUGGUAAUCUCAUCUUCGACACAGGCAACAGUCUGCGGUUUCUGAAAACACAACAUCUGGACCAUCCACUGUCGAAUUUGGAUAAAUUUGACGUACAGGCUCCGGAACUGGAGUGGAGUUUCGCAUGGCAAGACAUUGAACAGAUCGCAACGAAAGCUAGGAAGUACGAAGAAGCGCUCCGCUCGACGAUUCUCGAGCUUAGUCAAGGCCAGAAAGACGCAAGGCUACAGUCAGCUCACUCCAUUUCUACUAAGGCAAUUGAGCCAGCAGACCAGCAUAGCUCAGAUCUUGAAAGCUUCUUUGAGAAGUCUAUUGAAGAUAUGAAUGCGCAGCCCAGACCACCCAAGGACAGUCUGCCAGACGAACUGCACAUCUUGUUGAACCGUGUACUAGCACACGACCAAGACUGCACCUCCAACACGUUUGCGCCACCAAUGUCCAUUACAUCCGCACUGUCCUUUCGCCCACUCAUCGCCGCUCAAGCAAAACUCGUCAACGCAGCAACUCUUCGUUUGUUCUUCCGGUCUCAUCAAUUGCGGCUCCACUUAUCCCUGCAACGACAAUACCACCUCCUUGGUGACGGUGUCUUCUCGUCGCUCCUGGCUUCCGCCCUUUUUGACCCCGAACGAGAAAGUGCGGAACGUCACAAGGGCAAGAUGCGCAGUGGUGUACACAUGGGACUCCAGCUUGGCUCACGCACCGCGUGGCCUCCAGCAAGUUCUGAGCUACGGCUUGCUCUUCGUGGAGUUCUGAGCGAAAGCUACUACUCUUCUGCCCUCUACUUUUCCACUCUUACCGCAAGCCCAGCCCCGUCAGCGAACAACACGAUCUACGGCAGGGACACCGACUCUCUUCCUGGACAACUAAAUUUCGCGAUCCGCAACUUGACUGAAGCUGAACAAACUCUCGUCAUGGAUCCGUUUGCCCUUCCGGCUCUCGACUUUUUACGCCUUCAAUACGUUCCUCCUCCCCCUCUGCACUUGGUCAUCACAAGCACAUCUCUGGAGAAGUACGACACGAUUUUCAAAUCGCUCCUACGCUUGUCGCGCACUCUUUUCGUCGUAUCCCAUCUACCACGUCGAUACGAGAGUCCCACAGCCCGCAGAUUUAGAAAUGAAGCGCACCACUUUGUGAACACGUACACAAAUUAUGUCUUCCAGAGCGGGAUCGCUGAGCACUGGAAUGAGUUCGACGCUUUCGUGUCUGCACUUGAGGGGAAGCUUGGCGAAGAGGACAAAGCUGGUGAGCUAGGUAUACGUGUUACCGAGGGCAUCUCUACGCUGAGAGAUGCGCACGAGAAGUGCUUGGAUAGCAUCAUGUUUUCUCUGCUUCUCCGGCGCAGGCAACGCAAAGUGGUCGCACUAGUGGACGAGGUCUUCGAGUGUGUGCUGGCAUUUGCGAAGUUGCAGAGAGGUGAAGCUAGUGCAGACGAUGAAGAUAAAGGAGAUGCUGCUACAGUUGAGGAGCUGUAUGCCAAGCUCAAGGUCAAGAUCAGGGUGUUUCUGAGCGUUUGUAGAGGGUUGACAGGAAAGAAAGGAUAUGGGCGGAAGGGCACGACAGAGGAGAACAGCAUCGAGAGGCUGGUAGUUGCGAUGGAGAUGAACGAGUACUUUGCUAGUUCUUAA
This is a messenger RNA of Ascochyta rabiei, 2787 nucleotides long. RefSeq lists its product as uncharacterized. The coding region runs from base 1 to 2787 and encodes 928 amino acids. Gene Ontology annotation, molecular function: microtubule minus-end binding; gamma-tubulin binding. Gene Ontology annotation, cellular component: gamma-tubulin complex; spindle pole; centrosome. Lineage: Eukaryota; Fungi; Ascomycota; Dothideomycetes; Pleosporales; Didymellaceae. Gene Ontology annotation, biological process: spindle assembly; mitotic cell cycle; cytoplasmic microtubule organization. The transcript has 2 exons. The record is from RefSeq and is a predicted model, not a curated record.